Molecule: messenger RNA, 3521 nt
Organism: Pleuronectes platessa (European plaice)
Lineage: Eukaryota; Metazoa; Chordata; Actinopteri; Pleuronectiformes; Pleuronectidae
Gene: trip10a
Product: thyroid hormone receptor interactor 10a
Exons: 15
Coding region: 369-2129 (586 amino acids)
Biological process (GO): signal transduction
Molecular function (GO): protein binding
Source: RefSeq, a predicted model, not a curated record
CCUGGCCUCACCACUCCUGUGGUUUCAGCGCACUGGCCCUUUAAGAUUUAGGAUUUGGGAGUGACGCGGAUGUGGGAGUUUAUCCUUCUCUGCUGCGCGGAGAGAAACACUUUGAACACAACCCGAGCAGCGACCGUCAGCCAUAAUUAAUUAGCUCAUUAUGGUGCUGCUGCACAUGAGUCGUUGAAUGAAGCCGGAGCGGGAUGUGUUGAGGUUGCGACUGAUUAAUCACGUCGGGAUUCUUGGUGCCAGGGCCUCCUCCGCCUCCUCCUCUUCCUCCCCCUCCGCCUCUUCCUCUGAGCUCCGGGGAUAAACUUCGGAGAACUUCUUUGUAUCCUCGGACUCUCAGCUCGGCCAACAGGCUGAACAUGGACUGGGGCACGGAGCUUUGGGACCAAUAUGACAUCAUCGAGAAGCACACGCAGUCCGGCCUGGAGCUGGUGGAGAAGUAUGUGAAGUUUGUGAAGGAGAGGACGGAGAUCGAGCAAAACUAUGCCAAACAACUGAGGAACCUCUCAAAGAAAUUUAACCUAAAGAGAAGCAACAAAGAUGAACCAGAGUGCAGAUUAUCCAGCUACCAGUCUUUUUCGGAUAUCCUGAAUGAGAUGAAUGACUACGCCGGUCAGAGGGAGCUGAUUGCUGAAAACAUGAUGAUGAACAUUUGCAUCGAUCUCACCAAAUACCUGCAAGAGCUGAAGCAGGAGCGGAAGACGUAUCUGAUGGAGGCUAAGAAGGCCCAGCAGAGUAUGGAGAGCACCUACAAGCAACUCGACAGUAGUAAAAAGCGCUUCGAGAGGGAGUGGAGAGAAGCGGAGCGUGCAGCACAGUACGCCGAGAAGACCGAUCAAGACAUCAACGCCACGAAGGCAGACGUCGAAAAAGCCAAACAGCAGGCUCAUUUGAGGGCACAUGUAGCCGAGGAGUGUAAGAACGACUACGCUGCUCAGCUCCAGAAGUACAACAAGGAGCAGAGCCAGUUCUACUUUAACGACAUGCCACUAAUAUUCAACAAUCUGCAGGAUCUGGAUGAGAGGCGAGUACGAAAGAUUGCCCAAGGUUACAUUUUGUUCUCGGACACAGAGAAGCAUGUGAUGCCUAUCAUUGGCAAGUGCCUGGAAGGCAUUACUAAAGCCGGCACUAACAUUAAUGAGAAGAAUGACUCCAUGGUUGUAAUAGAGCAGAACAAGUCGGGCUUUGAGCGUCCUGGAGAUGUGGAGUUUGAGGACUACAGUCAGGGCAUCAACCGGGCCUCAUCUGACAGCAGCCUGGGCACGCCCAAAGGCCCCCUGGACCUCCUGGGAAAAAACAAGAGCAAGAAAAUUUGGCUUUUCAGCAAAAGGGGCAAGCUCUCUCCCUCCACGCUCCCACCUUUCUCCACACCCCCCGCCCCCUCGCCUGCUAACGGACCCCCCUCCCCCAAGUUCGGCCGGGACCCCCUGUCGUACUGUUUGAAGGAGAUCAAUAAGACAGUCAAACCCAGAAUCUCUUCCUUCCGGACGCUCAGGAGAUCGCCGACAGUGACGGAGGACUUCUCACAUCUUCCUCCAGAGCAGCGCAGGAAGAGGUUGCAACAGAAGCUGGAGGAAGUUUGCAAGGAAUUGCAAAAGGAAGUAGAUCAGAGCGAGGCUCUGGGGAAGAUGAAAGAUGUUUAUGAGAAAAAUCCUCAGAUGGGAGACCCCGCUAGUCUGGCAUCCCAAAUCAGCCAGACAUCCCAGAAUAUAGAGCGACUGAGGGGAGAGGUCAAUAAGUAUGAGACCUGGCUGGCUGAAGCAGGAGGUCGAGGGGAAACGUUGCGCUACAAACCUCACAUGUUCAACAAUAACGGAGCUCACGAUUUACAAAGCCCCGAUGGAGCUCACUCAGAUGAAAGCACUCCUGAUCCCUCCCAAGCCAUCUACGCAGAGUUCGACGAUGACUUUGAAGAUGACGAACUAACUGCUGCUAUUGGGAAUUGCACGGCCAUGUACAACUUCCCUGGUGCGAGUGAAGGGACCAUCUCAAUGUCGGAGGGGGAGGUGCUGGCUGUGGUGGAGGAGGACAAGGGCGACGGCUGGACCCGUGUCCGCAGGAACAACGGGGACGAAGGCUACAUCCCCACGUCUUACGUCUCGCUCUCCCUGAACAAAUGACACGUGUACGCGUGGGGAACAAAAGAAGUAGAGAUUAACACUUUGUAGAACUGUAUGCAGUUUUCCCCCAUGGGACCGAUCAUAAAGAGGCGACAUCAUGCUGGGUGAGACCCCUUGUAAGUCCAGGGAGGGAUCCAAACAACGUGCUUUGAUUUCUUGAGGGAGAGGCCCCAUGUGAGCAGAGGCAUGGUGCUGAGAGGAUGAGCCUCACGGCCGUCAUUACAUUGUUGUACCUAAACCACAAGGAUAUUUAAAUUUUGAUUUCAUGUCACAAUGUUUUUCAUUUUGGUUUUGGUUUAUAAGUGUUGCAUGGAUCUGAGGCACCAUCCUGGUCGCUCCACGGCCGAAGAAGACGCUAGUUUUCUGAAUUUGAGAGGAAGAAGAAGAGGAGGAAGAGGAGGAAGACAAGAGCUGCUGCCAUCUUUACACUGAGUGUUAAUAUGAGUAAUGCAUAGGAGAAGGUUACAUCCACCGUUUACUUAUUUCAGAUAAAAACUGACCCGUCUGACCCAUGUCACUCCCCGGCCGAACGGAGAACACGAUCGGUUGGAGUCUUUUGUCUCAGGCGUGACACUUUCUACUUUAAAUAGCACUUGUGCAGUUGCAUGGCACCGUCACUUUGCUCACGGUCGGAGAUCUCGAGCGUCCCCAGGGGAUGAGCGAGGCUUCCGGGGGAAAGUGCUUCGCUUGUGGUCGCUCCACCGGUUUGUGAGACCACAUGUGAGGACGGCUCCCUCGUCAUUGUAAAUCACAUCCGCACACCAGAAUAAACACUCCACGUUCUGACAAUCACAGCCAUAUCAUCAUGUAAGUUCAGUGUAAAGCAGUAACAAGGAUAUACACUAGCUGUUUUCUAAAAGUUAAAUCCUGAAAAUUGUACUAAAAAUAAUUUAUUACAAAUGUGUAUGUUUCAUAAAUAAUAUUUUUAAGUUUGACAAGUUGUACUUUGUAUUAAGGAUGUUCUCACUUUGUUUUCCCCCUUGCACACUUAGUGGACAGAUUGUAGCCACAAAAGGGAGUAAAAAUGCACACGUAGAAUGUGCUACAUUAAGAAUAUUGUAUAUAUGUAAUAAGUAAUAUAUAUUUUAGUUAUCACAACACCACUAUUGUCUUAUUAGCUUUUUAAGCUUUCAAAUAAAGAGUUACAUUGUGAGAGAAAACUAAAAAGCUCUUAUUGUGUUGCUAGUAUUGUUUUAUUAUUAUUAUUUACUUCUCACAUUUUCAAGCUGACCCACAUCCUGUUUUUUCAUCGUUAUUGAGCCAGCAAGAAGCAAUAACUGCUCACGUGCCUUUCUGGUUAAAAGCAUUGUGUAUAUACCUUUUUUUUGCAUAUUAAAUAUUUUGCUUUUUUUCAAGAUUUAAUAAAUGCAAAGCACAUUUCAAAGUUACAAA